CACUCAUAUCGAGAUGGCAUGACGAAAGCAUGCGGAUUGAUCUCGUUUUGGCCCUAUCAGCUGCUGAGUAACGCUGCAAUGCUGUGCUUUGACUCAUAAAUUGGCCUGUUUGGUCUGCUUCACCGGAAAUCGCUCUUUCCAAGAGAAUCCAAUACAUGCUCCGGGCUUACAAACUCCUCAAUUGGUCUAUUGAUGUCGUUCACGUGUGAUCGCUUCGGGUUAUCGCAAUUCGACAGCGUGCUUGCGAUAGGCUACAUUGAUGCUCGAGGCAUCCAUCUAGGCCGCCAUGGCUUCAGGCGGUAGAAGCAUACUUGAGGAAGCUUUUUUCCAAUCUUUACUUCAACUUUCCAAAACACCCAACACUCAAUUGGUCAUGUGCCUUGUAUCUCAUUGAAUCCAAUCCCCGCACCAGCAUCGUCAAAUUCAGCUGGUUCCCUGCGCCACAGCAUCAUCACCCAAUCACUUACUGCCAGAAUACGUUUAUCAUGUCUAACGCAGCAUGGCGUGCGCACGUAUGCGGUCUUUACUACAACGUUCCAUACAAUGGAUAUUUGCAGAAAAUACACUUGCCUCAAGUUGAGCUUCAGGCGCACGCCACCAUCUUGGCAACCACGUCUCGUACGACACUCAAACAGACAUUUAUCAAUCCGUCGACAGAUAAAGGUAUCAAAGAAGUUCGUUAUACCUUCCCUCUCUACGACGGCGUGAGCGUUGUAAGCUUCGUAUGCCAUGUCGGAGACCGUACGAUCGUUGGUGAGGUUAAAGAGAAGGAUAAAGCAAGGGCUGUGUUCCAAGAGGCUGUUGCCAGGGGCGAAACGGCGGGUCUGCUCGAGCAACUUCCCGAUGCUUCUGACGUCUUCACCACGACUGUCGGCAAUAUUUCACCGGGAGCACGAGUGGUCGUUGAGAUGACCUACCUCGGUGAGCUGAAACACGACAUGGAGGUCGAUGGCAUUCGUUAUACUAUUCCGAAUGUCAUCUGCCCUCGUUACGGAAGUUAUCCAAGGACCCUGCAGAGCAGUUCCGCUACCGAUGCAGUGGGAAGUGGUGUCUCCAUCACAAUUGAUGCGGAGAUGGCUGCAGGAUCAUUCAUUCAGAAAAUUCAAUCACCCUCGCAUCCCAUCUCGAUAUCCAUGGGCACGACAUCACUAGCACCAAAUGCUGAGCCCACAAUGGCUAAAGCGUCAGCGACACUGACCCUCGGAACCGCACAGCUCGACACAGACUUCGUUCUUCAGGUUAUCGCCAAAGACACCGGCGUUCCGAAGGCGGUGCUCGAAAACCAUCCCACCAUUCCAAACCACCGGGCUUUGAUGGCAACGCUCGUACCAAAAUUCGCUCUUCCAUCCGAGAAGCCAGAGAUCGUUUUCGUCUGCGAUCAAAGCGGUAGCAUGUCAGGCAGCAGAAACACUCUUGUUAUCCAAGCACUCAAGGUCUUCCUAAAGUCACUCCCGGUCGGCGUCAAGUUUAAUAUUUGCAAAUUUGGCACUCAUUACUCUUUCCUCUGGCCGAAGAGCGUAACAUAUAGCCAGCAAGCGCUGGAUGAAGCCGUUCGCCAUGCCGACAUGUUCUCAGCCGACUUCGGAGGUACCGAGAUGCUUGAGCCGCUCAAGGCGACCAUCGCAAAUCGAUACAAAGACAUGUCGCUGGAGGUUAUGAUGCUGACAGAUGGCGAGAUCUGGGGACAGAAUGAACUGUUCACAUACCUGAAUGACUCGGUCAUUGAGAGCAAGUCCGCGAUCCGAGUGUUCACUCUCGGUAUCGGCAAUGGAGUCUCUCAUUCACUGAUCGAAGGCAUCGCAAAAGCAGGAAAUGGGUUCUCGCAAACUGUCGGGGAGGGUGAGAAGAUGGACAGCAAGGUUGUGCGUAUGCUGAAGGGAGCCUUGUCUCCGAACGUCAGCGACUACACAUUGGAGAUUAGAUAUGCAAAUGGUUCCAGGGGUGCUGAUGAUGAGGAUGGCUUCGAGAUAGUUGAGAAGGUAGCGGAUAGCUUAAAAGUCAAGCUUGAUCUGGGUGACCAGGCGAAGACAGAGACGAAAAAGCCGAUAUCAUUGUUCGACACAUCCGCGGAUCCGGACAAAGAAGACGAUCCAGCACAGGACGAGACUGGUGAGGCACGAUAUGCACAUCUGCCAGUAGUCCCCAUCCCCAAGAUCAUCCAAACGCCGCAGAAUAUCCCCCCGCUCUUCGCAUUCAACCGAACGACAGUUUAUUUGCUUCUUAGCCCCGACGCGCCACCAGACACACCGACGGCGGUCGUACUUCGCGGUACAAGCAAACACGGUCCUCUCGAGCUGGAGAUUCCCAUCCAAGUCCUCGACGCACCUGGCGAAACGAUCCACCAGCUUGCCGCUAAGAAAGCUAUCUCCGAACUCGAGCAAGGCCGCGGAUGGCUUCCUGAAGUGAAGGAUGAGACCAAUACUCUUCUCAAGACCAAGUUCGAAGGCCGAUUUGAGGAUAUGGUCGAGCGGGAAGCUGUGCGCUUGGGUGUCCAAUUUCAAGUUGGUGGGAAAUGGUGCUCGUUUGUCGCGGUGGAGAAGAACAAGAGAGCUACAGCUAAGAACGGAAAGGAAGACUGGGACUGGGUAGAAGAUGAGAGUGGGCCUUUCUCGACAAAAAGUGCGUCCAACAAUGAUAGCGCGGAUAUGGAGGAGAGGGAAGAUUCCGACGAAGACAUGGGCUAUGCUCUUUUUGACGACGACGUUGCUGUCCCAGCCACAGCCGAUAUUGCAACUUGUACAGUGGGAGGGGCCGACGAUUCAGACGAAAACCCGGGCUUUGCUCUUUUCGUCGACGAAGACGAAGACGAAGACGAAGACGAAGACCUUCCGUCCACAGAUACAGCCAAUAAUACAGUACGCACCGUCAGCAUGAGUAUAGCUCCAGCCAGCAUGCCAGAAACGGUCGGUGCACAGUCAUCACCAGCCCCUCGUGCUGCACCUUCCAGUCCUCGCGCAUUGCAAGACUAUUCGAUGCAACUCAUGUUACUCGAGCAGCAGAACAAAAAGAGACGCGUCAUGGGAGGGAUGGUCGGAAGUCCAUCGCAACCAGUGCUGUUUUCUCAGCCCCCUCCACAGCAGCAGCAGCAGCAGCAGCAGCAGCAGCAGCAGCAGCAGCAGCAGCAAUCGUUUGAUUGGGAAUCUGUCGGGGGUGGGCCGCUGGAGAAUUUCGACUUUGACCCUCUUUUGCAUACCUCGGGGGAUCAUGGAUUCGUGAAUUUUCCGUCUUUCACAUUUGGUCCACCCCAGGGCAGUGCAUCUGCUUCUCUUGCAAACAUGGCCGAGAUGAAAUCUCAACCAGUCAUCUUCUCCCAAGACCCGGGAACGCUCGUGCACCAUCUCAUCUCAUUGCAAACGUUCGAGGGUUACUGGGAAUGGAACAAGGCUUUGUUUGCUGCCCUUGGAGUGGCGGAGCCCAAUGAAGAUGAACUGGACAUGAAGAUCACGGAGGUGGAGAUGAGGAAGAAUACUUUUGCGACAGCACUAGUUAUUGUAGUAUUUGAGAAGAGGCUAAAGGAGUGGGAGGGUAGUUGGGAGUUGGUUGUUGAGAAAGCGAGGGCGUGGAUGGGGGCUAGGAAUGGAGAUGAUGCGGAGAAUUGGUAAGGCGGGGAAAUUGGUCAACUACCUAGAUGGGGGUUUCUGAAGCACGGGAUGCGUGCCCCUUGCUUCUCCAUCAAUGUCCUUGAUAAGGGAG
This is a messenger RNA of Dothidotthia symphoricarpi CBS 119687, 3693 nucleotides long. Its product is annotated as VIT-domain-containing protein. The coding region runs from base 486 to 3602 and encodes 1038 amino acids. The record is from RefSeq and is a predicted model, not a curated record. NCBI's taxonomy places the organism in Eukaryota, Fungi, Ascomycota, Dothideomycetes, Pleosporales, Dothidotthiaceae. The transcript has 2 exons.